Molecule: messenger RNA, 432 nt
Organism: Sphenostylis stenocarpa
Lineage: Eukaryota; Viridiplantae; Streptophyta; Magnoliopsida; Fabales; Fabaceae
Source: the annotation of a GenBank genome assembly
AUGGGUCCAAAACCAGGGUCGGACAUGAAGAUGAACGCGAUGAGGUCAGGGAUAGUGAUUCUAGGAGCGCUUGCAUUCGGCUACUUGAACAUUCAAAUCGGUUUCAAGCCUUAUCUCGAGCAAGCUCAGAAUCGGAACGCGCUCUACCAAUCUGACCCUUCUCAAGAAAAAUCGGACUAUGCGUCUGGUGUUUUGCCUUUGUGCUCUAUUCAGAUUCGUAGAGAAUCUUUGGAUUUCAUGAACAUAGAGCAUUCACCAAACAUUAUUGUGGCGUUGUGCAUUGGCAAUCCUCUGUGUGGAUUGUGGAUGGCAUACUUUGAACGCACAGAAGCCAAAUCAAGAGUUGAUGGAAGAAAGGGAGAAUGGUGUCAACCAUCUAUAAUUGGCAUCUCCAUCAGUAUAAGGUCAGUUUCUCCUUCCCUACCUGAGUGA